GCAAGCGCACAACGACGUCGUUUAUGCUGAGAAGGAUUCGAAAUCGAUUGUCGAAAAAAACUUAAGUCAAUCAACAAAAUGUCGGAUAAACAAAAUGCUCAAAAAAGUGCUAAAAUAGCAGCUGGCGCCGUGGUGUGCGUCGAAAGCGAGAUCAGAGGGGAAGUCACUAUUGGUGCCAGAACGGUGGUCCAUCCCAAAGCCCGCAUCAUUGCCGAGGCAGGACCCAUAGUCAUCGGAGAAGGCAACCUCAUCGAGGAACAAGCUCUUAUAAUUAACAGUUAUCCAGAGAACAUAGGGCCUGACUCUGAGGGAGUGGAGCCAAAGACGAUGACCAUCGGCAUCAACAACGUGUUUGAAGUUGGGUGUAUGUCUCAAGCUUUGAAAAUUGGGGACAACAAUGUCAUAGAAUCCAAAGCUGACCUGGGCAGGAACAUGAUUCUAACUUCUGGUUGCAUCAUCGGCGCCUGUUGCCAGGUCAACACCUGUGAGGUCAUACCUGAAAACACUGUCAUCUUCGGCUCGGGGUGUCAGAGACGUGUGCAGACAGAGCGACCACAGCCUCAGACUCUUCAGCUCGACUUCCUGAUGAAGAUCCUCCCCAACUACCACCACAUGAAGAAGACUGUCAAAACCACCUCCGCUGUCACGCCGGCCAAAAACUAAACCCCACCAGCUCUCAGCCCCCAAAAAAAUUUACCUCUCUGGCAGACAGCGAACGCAGGAAUCUCUUACCACUCAACAUGUACUGCCACGACUUUAACAAGAAUCUGAAGAAUGUCACUGAACUGUUCUCCUUGUCUCACCACCCCGAGGUCCAGUUUCCCAGACCCGGCUGGAUUUAAACAGUUUAGUCCAUGAUGAGCCUAGGUUUUGGCCUUUCUAGGGAGUUUUUCCUAACCACCGUGCUUCUACACCUGCAUUGCUUGCUGUUUGGGGUUUUAGGCUGGGUUUCUGUACAGCACUUUGAGAUAUCAGCUGAUGUACGAAGGGCUUUAUGAAUAUAUUUGAUUUGACCUAUGACUGGGAAACUGCCCCUUGGUAGUGGAAGUGCUAUAUGUUUCCUGUCUGACUGUUUACCACCAAAUGCUUUAUAUCCAAUUGUAAUUAAAAAAGGACUUAUUUAACAGUA
Molecule: messenger RNA, 1129 nt
Organism: Oncorhynchus masou masou (cherry salmon)
Lineage: Eukaryota; Metazoa; Chordata; Actinopteri; Salmoniformes; Salmonidae
Product: dynactin subunit 6-like
Exons: 7
Coding region: 79-663 (194 amino acids)
Biological process (GO): mitotic spindle organization
Cellular component (GO): dynactin complex
Molecular function (GO): dynein complex binding
Source: RefSeq, a predicted model, not a curated record